Molecule: messenger RNA, 873 nt
Organism: Lottia gigantea (owl limpet)
Lineage: Eukaryota; Metazoa; Mollusca; Gastropoda; Lottiidae
Exons: 1
Coding region: 1-873 (290 amino acids)
Source: RefSeq, a predicted model, not a curated record
AUGGGAAAUUUUGGAGGACAUGCUUUGCCAGGAUCAAUUUUUGUGUUAAUUUCUUUUUGGCAUAUUAUUUCAUUAUACAAAAGAUAUUACAGAUGUAAGAGAGAAAAUUCCAAAUUUGUGUCUGCAGUGUGGUUUCCUUGUCUUUGUUUAUGUGGGAAAGCUGAAUCUUGGCCAAUUGAACCAGUGAUGAAAGUUAUCCUUAUUACCAUCGCCCUAGCUUUAGAGAUUUAUACAGGAUCUAAGAAUGGAGUAUUGUACAUGACUGGUAAUAUACAACAUGUGACUAUGUAUUUCUUCUUUGGAUUGGCUAGUUUUAUUGAUAUCCUAGUGUACUUCCAGACAAAUUUACCAACACAUUUAGACUAUGCUAUGUUUUUUCUUGCCAAUGGUGUGGAAUUUAUCUUAUUCCGCUUUCAUCUGCACGGGAGAAGUUCUUUGGAUGUCCUACUGCAUACUUUACUGCUAUAUAUAUUAGUAGCUCUAGCAGUCAUUAUUGUCUUAGAGAUGAGAUAUAGAAAUAAUCUUCUGAUUGCAUUGACUUGCAGAUUUGUAGUUCUAUUGCAAGGCACAUGGUUUUGGCAAGUGGGAUCUGUUUUAUACAAACCUAUGUUUGGAAAGUGGGACCAAGAAGAUCAUGAGCAAAUGAUGUUGAUUCCAACAUAUUUUGGAGUGCAUAUUUGUGUAAAUUUAUUGAUUAUAUUGUUGCUAGGUAGUGUGAUAUCAUGUUGGAGUAAUAGGAAACAGAAACAAUGUCUGGAUGAUAUGUACACUAUGAAAAGAUUGAUAAAUACUAAUUCUCAUGCACAAACUGUGGUAGAUUUAAAUGAUGAAAGUGGGGAGGAGGAUGGUGAUGAAUUCCAGAAAGCUUAUUGA